Messenger RNA from Benincasa hispida (wax gourd), 1225 nucleotides. RefSeq names its product chaperonin 20 (gene CPN20). Gene Ontology annotation, molecular function: protein folding chaperone; transition metal ion binding; ATP binding. Gene Ontology annotation, biological process: positive regulation of superoxide dismutase activity. The record is from RefSeq and is a predicted model, not a curated record. Gene Ontology annotation, cellular component: mitochondrion; chloroplast. NCBI's taxonomy places the organism in Eukaryota, Viridiplantae, Streptophyta, Magnoliopsida, Cucurbitales, Cucurbitaceae.
UUGUCCGCAUUAUUGGAGCAAUUUCUAGAAGGGUCUAAUUUCUCCGAUAAAACCCAUUUUUUGCUGGAGCUGCUUACAAGUUGUGCUAGGGUUUAUCUUCUUCCUUCUUCCAUAAUCUUCUAUACCAUUGGAGCCGCUUCUCUAUCUUUAUCUUCAGAUCUUUUUUCAUAGGUGUUUUCUCGAUUUUGGGUGUUUGAGGAUAGAACGUGAAAUGGCGGCAGCUCAACUCACUGGCUCCUUAAUUUCUUCGAGGAAUUUGCCUUCUUUCAAUGGGCUUCGUCCUUCUGCGGUGAAAUUCUCUCCUUCUGUAGCCCAUGUCAGAGUUGGGGGUUUGGCCAACAGAUCUUUCACUGGCUUGGUCGUUAGAGCUGCUACUGUGGUUGCUCCAAAGUACACUUCAAUCAAGCCAUUGGGCGAUAGAGUGUUGGUCAAGAUAAAGGAAGCUGAAGAGAAGACUGAUGGAGGGAUUUUACUUCCAACAACAGCUCAGUCAAAACCCCAAGGAGGGGAGGUCGUUGCAGUUGGAGAAGGCAAGACAAUUGGAAAUACCAAAGUGGAAGCUAGUGUAAAGACUGGUGCUCAAGUAGUGUACUCUAAGUAUGCUGGAACUGAGUUAGAGUUCAAUGGUUCAAAGCAUCUUAUUCUGAAGGAAGAUGAUAUAGUUGGUAUACUAGAAACAGAUGAUGCGAAAGAUCUUCAGCCCCUGAACGACAGGGUCUUGAUCAAGGUAGCUGAGGCUGAGGAAAAAACAGCAGGAGGUUUAUUGUUGACAGAGGCAACCAAAGAAAAGCCUUCCAUUGGAACGGUGAUCGCAGUUGGUCCGGGUCAUCUUGACGAGGAGGGCAACAGGAAACCAAUAUCCAUCGCAGUGGGAAACAACGUGAUGUACUCGAAAUAUGCCGGGAACGAAUUCAAGGGCAAAGAUGGUUCUGAUUACAUUGCUUUGAGGGCUUCAGACGUUAUCGCAGUGCUAUCUUAGUUGUAAAAACUUAUAUCUAGACUGUGAUUGGUUAUGUAAACCUCAUGUUUUUAGUGGUUUUGCUUUUGCUCAAAAAUGAGGAAUUGAAAUGGAUUUUGAGUCUUAGAGGAGGAUUGGAAAAGGCAGCUGAGAUGGAAAUUUCGCUAAUAACAGGGGAUUUGUUUGUUCGAUAUCAGUAAACUGUGGCCACUUUUUGACUACUUUUACUUACAUGGAUAUGCAAGUUUGAAUCUUGUGUAUUGACCA